GCACUGAUCUCUCUCUCUCCCCGAAAAUCCAUUCCAAAAGCAAACCAUACGCGCUCUCUCCUCUCCCUCUCUCUCUCACUCACUUACUGUCGAACAAAGCAGAAACAAAUUUACUUGCCCUUGAAGGCCAAUCAAGAGGCACCAUUCUCUGCUACUACUAAUAGUAAUUUACUAAAAGUGAGAAAACCAUGACCAUGCCUUCCACGGCAACAACGGCAGCUACAGGUACACGGGUUAAGCCUGUUACUGGUACUACAAGACACCGCCGGCUUCCUUCUUUAAACUCUUCAAAUUCCUUCAGAAAUCAAUUGGGAUUUUCCCCCUCUUCUUCCUCAAUUUUCAAAUCAAAAAUCAUCUCUUGCUCUCUGCAAACACCUUCUCUAGUCCAAAUUCCCAAACACUCCCCUACCUACCAACAACCUUCAACUUCAACUUCCACUAAAAUCCCAAGAGAAAAUAAGACCCAAAAGUCCCCAACUUCUUCAAAGCCAGUGCCACAACAAUGGAACUUGUUACAGAGAGCAGCAUCCAUGGCUUUGGACGCAAUGGAGAGCGCUCUGCUUUCCAAGGAAAAACAACACCCACUUCCCAAAACAUCCGACCCAGAAGUCCAAAUCGCCGGAAACUUCGCUCCGGUGCCGGAGCACCCCGUCGAACACUAUCUACCGGUGACCGGAAAAAUCCCCGACUCAAUCCAAGGCCUCUACGUCCGAAACGGCGCCAACCCACUUCACGAGCCGGUCGCCGGUCACCACCUCUUCGACGGCGACGGCAUGGUCCACGCCCUCCAGUUCAAAGACGGAACCGCCAGCUACGCUUGCCGGUUCACCGAAACCAGCCGUAUCAGCCAAGAACGUGACCUCGGCCGUCCCCUGUUUCCCAAAGCCAUUGGCGAGCUCCACGGCCACUCCGGCAUCGCCCGCCUCCUCCUUUUCUACGCCCGAGGGAUGUUCGGACUCGUGGACCCCACCCACGGCGUCGGCGUCGCGAACGCCGGCCUCGUCUACCACAACGGUCACCUCCUCGCCAUGUCGGAAGACGACUUGCCGUACCACGUCCAAAUCACCGAAACAGGGGACCUCAAAACGGUCGGCCGCUACGACUUCGAAGGGCAGCUGAAGUCCACAAUGAUCGCCCACCCGAAGGUUGACCCCGCCACGGGGGAGCUCUUCGCGCUCAGCUACGACGUCGUUCAGAGGCCGUACUUGAAAUACUUCAAAUUCUCCCCAAACGGCGAGAAGUCCCCCGACAUCGAAAUCAACCUCGAGCAGCCCACCAUGAUGCACGACUUCGCCAUUACCGAACGACACGUCGUAAUCCCCGACCAGCAGGUGGUGUUCAAGCUGCAGGAGAUGAUCGGCGGUGGGUCCCCCGUGAUUUACGACAAGAACAAGAUGUCGCGUUUUGGGAUCCUCGACAAGAAUGCCAAGGACGCGUCGGGAAUCCGGUGGGUCGACUGCCCCGACUGCUUCUGCUUCCACCUCUGGAACGCGUGGGAGGAGCCGGAGACGGACGAGAUCGUCGUUAUCGGCUCGUGCAUGACGCCCCCGGACUCCAUUUUCAAUGAAUGCGACGAGAAUUUAGAGAGUGUUCUGUCAGAAAUCCGGCUCAAUUUGAAAACCGGCAAGUCGACGCGCCGCCGCAUUUGCUCCGAGAAUCUGAACCUGGAAGCUGGGAUGGUGAAUCGGAACAAGCUAGGGAGAAAAACCCAGUUCGCGUAUUUGGCCCUGGCGGAGCCGUGGCCGAAAGUUUCGGGUUUUGCGAAGGUGGACCUCUCCACUGGUGAGGUGAAGAAGCAUAUCUACGGUGACGAGAAGUACGGUGGCGAACCUCUGUUUCUUCCCAGAGACCCCAACUCGGAGAACGAGGACGACGGUUACAUUUUGGCCUUCGUUCACGACGAGAAGAAGUGGAAGUCGGAGCUGCAAAUCGUGAACGCCAUGGAUUUGAAGGUGGAAGCUACAAUUCAGCUGCCCUCGAGAGUUCCGUACGGUUUUCAUGGAACGUUUAUAAGCACUAAGGACUUGAAGAAGCAGGCCUGAGGAAAUUUACUGCCCCUCAGGAGUAAAUUAGCAAAAUUUACAGAGGAGAUUUGCCUGUGGGAAGCUAUCUGAUAUGCCCCCGGAAACUCAUCUGUUAUAUUUUUUGUGUAUGUAGUUUUGGGUGUACUUAAAAUAUUUUAGAGUGAGGUUUUGGGACACCCAGCUUGUAGCUUUUGGGAAUAGGUUUAGCAUUCGAGCUCAGCUGGGUUGUCUCCUUAUUCUCCCACUUUUGUAUGAUAUGAUUAUACAGAAAGAGUGUGUAUAUUUCUCUGCAGAUUCUGUUUAAUUGUUGUGUAAUUAAAUUUAAACAUGCAGUUUGCUUCUCCUCUCA
Molecule: messenger RNA, 2373 nt
Organism: Pyrus x bretschneideri (Chinese white pear)
Lineage: Eukaryota; Viridiplantae; Streptophyta; Magnoliopsida; Rosales; Rosaceae
Product: 9-cis-epoxycarotenoid dioxygenase NCED2, chloroplastic-like
Exons: 1
Coding region: 189-2042 (617 amino acids)
Biological process (GO): carotene catabolic process
Cellular component (GO): chloroplast stroma
Molecular function (GO): carotenoid dioxygenase activity
Source: RefSeq, a predicted model, not a curated record